AUGUCCGACGCAAACACACUAAAAGAUCUAGGCAACAAGGCCUUUCAAGCCAAGGAUUACGACAAGGCCAUCCAACUGUUUUCACAAGCAAUCACCCUCGAUCCCUCCAAUCACGUCCUCUACUCCAAUCGCAGCGCUGCAAAAGCUGGCAAGAAGCUCUAUAGCGAUGCACUCGAAGACGCAGACAAGUAUCAACCCUACUUGGGGAAAGGGUUACGCGAGGAAGGGUGCUGCACUUCACUGGCUUGCGGAGAUAUCCUGAGGCCAUCGCCGCAUACUCCGAUGGUCCUCAAAUAUGAGGACAGCCCCGCACUACGCAAAGGUCUCCAGGAGGUCCAAGAUGCCCAGGCCAAGGAUGAUCGUGUUGCAGACUCUGGUCUGGCUAAGAUGUUCCAGGACCCUAAUCUCGUCAGCAAGCUUGCAGCCAACCCCAGAACACAGAAACACCUUACCGACCCAGCUUUUGUCCAAAAGCUGAACAUGAUGCAGCAAUAUCCCAAACUUGCCGAGACCGCACUCUGUUCGGACCCCCGCAUGAUCGACGUCCUCGGCGUAGCAAUGGGUAUCGACAUGCAAGGUUUCUCGCGCGAAGAAGGUUCAGACGAACUCCCUCCGGGCUUCCAACAUCAACCACCACCACCUUCCCGGUUUGGGUCGAACCCACCGCAAUCAUCGUCUCCCCCGCGAUCGUCGUCCUCAACAUCGAAGCCCGCACCUGAACCAGCGCCCGAACCACCAGCGGAAGAUGUCGAGAUGACAGAGGAAGAACAGGAAGAGGCUAAGGCUAAGGCUGAGGCGUUGGAGCUCAAGACAAAGGGCUCCGCUUCUUACAAGGAGAGGAGAUUCGACGAAGCUGCAAAGUGCUUCUCCAAAGCUUGGGACCUCUGGCCGAAGGAUGUUACCUUCCUCACCAACCUUGCUGCAGUUUACUUCGAGCAAGGAGACUAUGACAAGUGCAUUGAGUCGUGCGAGAAAGCCGUCGAGGAGGGCAGAUCGCUCCGUGCAGAUUUCAAGCUCCUCGCUAAAGCCCUUGGCCGUAUUGGUUCUGCAUACUCCCAGAAAGGCGACUUGCCCUCUGCUGUAAAGUACUUCCAAAAGUCUCUUUCCGAGCACCGAGACGCCGCCAUCUUGGCAAAACUCCAGUCGACAGAGAGGGCCAUCGCAGAGGCAGAGCGCAAGGCGUACAUUGAUCCCGCAAAAUCUGCUAUAGCUCGCGAAGAGGGCAACACUGCCUUCAAGAACGGAGACUUUGUUGGCGCUGUGAAGUUGUACGCGGAGAGCAUUAAGCGCGACCCUUCGGAUGCCAGGGGUUACAAUAACAGAGCAGCGGCAUACAUGAAGCUGAUGGCCCUUCCCGAAGCAUUGAAGGAUGCCGAAGAAGCUAUCAAGGUUGACCCCAGCUUCGUAAAGGCAUACAUUCGCAAAGCCAAUAUCCUUCACUCCAUGCGCGAGUAUACCAAGGCGUUGGAAGCACUCCAGGCUGCGGAGAAUGCUGACACAGCCAGUGCCCAUACGUCUGAAAUUCACGCCCAAGAGCUCAAAAUUCAGCAAGCACUCUUUGCCCAGCGUGCUGGGGAGACAGAGGAACAAACCCUGGAGCGUGCAAUGAGGGAUCCAGAAGUUGCUAAAAUUAUGUCAGAUCCUGUGAUGCAGCAAAUCCUCCAGCAGGCACAGGGCAACCCUGCUGCAUUGCAAGAUCACAUGAAGAGCCCCAUCAUUCGCGAGAAGAUUAUGAAGCUCGUCAAUGCGGGUAUUAUCAAAACGAGGUGA
Pisolithus orientalis is the source of this 1770-nucleotide messenger RNA. RefSeq names its product chaperone. The record is from RefSeq and is a predicted model, not a curated record. Gene Ontology annotation, molecular function: Hsp90 protein binding. The coding region runs from base 1 to 1770 and encodes 589 amino acids. The transcript is spliced from 9 exons. NCBI's taxonomy places the organism in Eukaryota, Fungi, Basidiomycota, Agaricomycetes, Boletales, Pisolithaceae.